AUGGUAGCACAUGGGAAAUUAUACACAAGACAUAGACUACAGAGUUGGGGAAUGCAAGUAGAUCAAAAAUGUGUUCUGUGCAAGCAAGCCAACGAAUCCAUACAACACUUGUUCUUUGAAUGCUCAUAUGCAAAUACAUUAUGGAGCACACUGUUAGUAUGGCAAGGGAUUAAAAGAUCAGUAAAUGACUGGGAUGAGGAACUACGAUGGGCUGAGAAGCGGACCAAGAGGAAAACAGCAGCUGCUGAGUUAUACAAGAUGGCACUGGCAGCAACAGUGCACUAUGUGUGGCAAGAAAGGAAUGCUCGAACUUUUCAAGCUAAGGUGAAAGGGUGGGAACUAAUAUGUAAGAAGAUUAUACAAGAGCUUCAUUGUCGAAGCAGUUGGCAUAUAGAGAAAAUACUACAUAGACUUGACUGGUACCCAAUGAAAUAG
Messenger RNA from Nicotiana attenuata, 435 nucleotides. RefSeq lists its product as uncharacterized. Bases 1 to 435 code for a protein of 144 amino acids. The record is from RefSeq and is a predicted model, not a curated record. The transcript has a single exon. Lineage: Eukaryota; Viridiplantae; Streptophyta; Magnoliopsida; Solanales; Solanaceae.